Phoenix dactylifera (date palm) is the source of this 797-nucleotide messenger RNA. The record is from RefSeq and is a predicted model, not a curated record. Lineage: Eukaryota; Viridiplantae; Streptophyta; Magnoliopsida; Arecales; Arecaceae.
GUGCCAGCAAUUGACAUCAUUGAGGGGGAUGCAAUAUCUUGCUUCUCUCAAUAAAUUAAGUAUAAAAGAUUGUGCUAGACUUCAGAUCAUGGCAGAAGAUCUGCUCUCAUCAAUGCCUGACGAAGUGGAAAUUGUUGAUUGCCCUGGAUUGAGUAACUGGUGCCAAAUACAAAGAAUCAACUGCAUUGAGGUUGCUUCAGGCAACAAGCUCACUACAUCGAACACAUGGGAGAACGUAAUGCAUGAGUUUGACGAUUUGACAUCCGUUGAGCAUCUUUAUUUCGGUAAUCAUUGGAGAUUCUUUCUGCGAAGAGACUCCAUACCCAUACUUGAAGAGCUGACCAUAUGGGGUUGCACGGACAUCCCACCACUAUUUUCCCUGCCACGGCUCACAUCUCUUCGAAGCUUGGUCAUAAAGGACUGUCCUAGAAUCCAUUGUCUGCCAUCUUAUCUGCUCCCAUCCACGCUCAAGUCUUUGGUGGUUGAUAAUUGUGAGGAUCUAACAUUUUUGCGAUUGGCACAGGAGAACCUAGAUGCAUUUGAGGAGCUGCAGCUUAUGAAUUGCCCUAAGCUCGAACGGGUGGAAGGGGUGAAUUGCCUUUUCUUCACAAAAAUCUUAAGAAUAGAACGAUGCCUCAACUCCAGCUUCCACAAGAUGAUCGACAGCCAUCUAUUUCUCCAAAUGUCGAAAUUGCAGGUAGCUAUACUUGCAUUUUGGCUAAUUGCCAAAUUAAUAAUUGUACUGGCACCGACCGCUUUAUUUCUUUAUCUGUCUUUGCAGAGGAAGUAGAGAACAA